Molecule: messenger RNA, 879 nt
Organism: Pieris macdunnoughi
Lineage: Eukaryota; Metazoa; Arthropoda; Insecta; Lepidoptera; Pieridae
Source: the annotation of a GenBank genome assembly
AUGGAUCCUGCCCUGCUUCGAGAACGUGAGGCGUUUAGGAAAAAGGCUCUUGCGACACCAAGUGUUGAAUUCAAGAAAAAGAAAGAUGACUCCCCGUUCAAAGAUGAUAGUAAAAAGAAAUCUAAAUCCAGCUCUUCUGCUAGUUCUGCGCCAAAGCUUGAUGCCAACAAUUACAAGACUAUGGCAGGCAGCUCUUCAUACAGAUUUGGAGUUCUUGCUAGAAUUGUUAGACAUAUGAGAGCUAGACAUCAAGAAGGGGAUGACCACCCAUUGUCUUUAGAUGAAAUUCUAGAUGAAACCAACCAAUUGGAUGUAGGAAAUAAGAUUAAACAGUGGCUACAAACAGAGGCUUUACAAAACAAUCCAAAAAUUGAAUGUACACAGGAUAAAUAUAUAUUUAAGCCAGUAUAUAAAAUAAAGGACAAGAAGUCAUUAUUAAGGUUAUUAAAGCAACAAGAUCUCAAAGGUUUGGGUGGAAUAUUUUUAGAAGAUGUACAAGAAUCAUUACCACACUGUGAGCGGGCUCUUAAAAAUCUAGCUCAAGAAAUAUUGUACAUAACCAGACCCACUGAUAAGAAAAAGAUUUUGUUUUAUAAUGAUAAAACAGCAAAUUUUGAUGUGGAUGAAGAAUUUGUGAAAUUAUGGCGUGCCACAGCUGUAGAUGCUAUGGAUGAUGCCAAGAUUGAAGAAUAUCUAGAGAAACAGGGAAUCAAGUCUAUGCAAGAUCAUGGUCUCAGAAAACCUAUUGCACCAAAAAGAAAGAAAGUUUCACAAAAAAGGCGACAGUUCAAAAAGCCGCGAGAUAAUGAACAUUUGGCAGAUGUUCUUGAAACUUAUGAUGACAAUACAUUAACUCAAAAGGGUGUAUCAAUCAAAUAA